GCAAGGAGACUCCGCCCCCUCUUCUCUCAAGAGCCAAUGGGAAAGGAGAGUGCGAAAAAUAGGGAGGAGCCCCGUCCGAACGAUGGAGCGCGCGCGGAGAGUUCUCAAGUUGGGAGCGCAAAAGAAGGAAGUUUGGUGGCCGGGUGUGAGGGCUGCGUCGUCCGAGGUAGAAUGCUAAAAUGGUGUCCCAGCAUAUAAGCCAACUUAAUGUUUAAUUGAACAAAUGUAUACAAGGCUGAAGCUAAUAGUGGCAAUAUGAAUAAAGAAAACAAGGAAAAUAAAUGUUUUGGAGUGCGUGGAAGCCCAGUCAAAACUCCUCUAAGACAAACAGUUACCCCCAAUUGGCUUUUGACAGAGAUCCAGCCUGCUGUUUCUGAUCAUCUGACAACACCACCAAAGUCCAAUGAAAGCACUUCUGGUGAUCCAUGGACCCCAACUGCUAAUCUUAAAAUGCUGAUUAGUGCAGCUAGUCCUGAGAUUAGAAAUCGAGAACAGGAAAAAAAAUGGUCAGAUAAUAAAAGUGAAAGCCUUGAGGAUCAUUUGUCAGGAGAUGAAUUUGAAAAGCCUCAUACAAGCCGUAAAGAGAAAAGCCUUGGAUUGCUAUGUCAUAAAUUCUUAGCCCGCUAUCCUAAUUAUCCUAACUUUUCUAAAAAUAAUGAAAUAUGUCUUGAUGAGGUAGCAGAAGAUCUAAAUAUUGAGCGCAGGCGUAUCUAUGACAUAAUGAAUGUAUUAGAAAGUCUUCAUAUGGUGAGCCGAUUUGCCAAAAACAGAUAUUCCUGGCAUGGCCGACAUAAUCUUAAAAAAACACUGCAGGCUUUGAAAAAAGUAGCUGAGGAAAACAAGGACUUGCAACAAACCAAACUGACUAAAAAAAGAAAAAAUGGGCAAGAGAUUGGAAAUACUGGCCAGAAUAUUGAAUGGAUGACAACACAUGCUAAGUCAAAUUAUCAUACAGACUUUGUGGAACUCCCUGGAAUGGAACUUCAAGGAGCUUCAGUAAAUAGUCGUAAAGACACAUCUUUAAGAGUGAUGAGCCAAAAAUUUGUAAUGUUGUUUCUUGGGUCAUAUCCCCAAGUUGUGAGCCUUGACGUUGCUGCUAAAAGUUUGAUAGGAGAAGACCAUUGUAAAUCACUGGAUAAAAGCAAGUUUAAAACUAAAAUUCGAAGACUGUAUGAUAUUGCCAAUGUUCUCAGUAGCCUUGAGCUCAUCAAGAAGGUUCAUAUUAUGGAAGAGAAAGGCCGCAGGCCAGCAUUUAAAUGGAUAGGACCAAAUGUUUUUUCUGAUAUUAAAGAUACCAAGCCAGAACUGGAUGUAAUGCCACUUCCAGUGGAAGAUAAACCUUUUAAAGAGUGUUCUAAGAAUCUCUUCCCUACUAAUAGCAAAUCAAAUUUCACACGGCAUCCGUCUUUGAUGAAACUGGCAAGGAGUAAAGAAAAUGAUCAGAGAAAGAGUCAUUCGGCUCCAGGCAGCCCUGUCAAAAAAUAUUUAGGCUCAAAUCCUUCAACUAUUCCAAGCAAGAUGGCUCAACUUGCAGCAAUCUGCAAGCAACAAUUAGAUGAACAAUCAAGGGAAUUUGAAAAGAUGAAAAAGAAAUUGGAGCACACUUCACCUUCUGAAUCUUGUUGGAAACCCAAAGCAGUCUUGUUGCCUUCUCAAGCUGCAAACUUAUCCCCGACCUCCAACUCAAUACUUCCUACUGUACCAUGUGCAGCAUAUCUGAAUCCAUCCCAAGUAGUGACAACAUGCCCAAAUUACAUGGUUUAUCCUGUUUCUACUACUCAUGCGACCAAAAUUAAGACUCCCAUGGAAACUCUUACUGAAACAUUUACUAAAGACAGUUUUAAUGAUUGGGAAAAAGUGGAAGAGCUGCAACUCUGGCUAACAAAGGAACCCAGUGGAACAACAGAUGACCUGAUAUCUCGGAAAUGUUUUAAAAGAUCUAAACUAGAGGGUAGUCCAAUUAAAAAAUGCAAGAGUAAAAAGAUGGAGCUUCAAAAUUCACUGCUGGACAUCAAGGUCCCCCAUGAAGUUGCUGUGACCAGUAAGGGGAAAACAGAGUUGUGUGCAGUGGGGAAAAAAUCCUACAGUUCUCCUAAUCUAGGUCCAAUUCCAGUGACAUCUGAUUUCCCUACUUUUCAUAUAACACCUCUUAACCUAAUACCACCACCACCUUCUGUAGCAACCACAUCCUCAGGGAAUGGUGCUGUUGAGUCAGCCCAUAUUAACCCUACCCCACCUCAGAGCACCUUAGUUCUGAACAUUAUUCUACAACAGUUAGGAAUGAUGCCAGCCAAUGUACAGAUGUCUGCAGAUCACGUACAUCGAUCUGCUUUCAUUUGUCAAGGAGCAGAACAUGUUAGUCCUGUUCCAGUAAGUGUCGGAUUGCAGCAAGCAACCGUAUUACUAAGGGAUUAUCGAGAUUUACAUGGAGAAUUGAUUCCAACCACUCCUCAGGAGACCAGUGUUCCUGUGACAUUCAAAAAUUCUAAGAAAGGCAAUGAAACGUCGAGUGAUCCAAGCCUAGAUCCUGGCUCUCAUUGAUCCUCUUAUGCAGAGGUUUCCAAACUUGGCAACUUUAAAACUUGUGGACUUCAAUUCCUAGAAUUCUGGGAGUUGGAAGUCCAAAAAUCUUAAAGUUGCCAAGUUUGGGACCCCUGCUCUUAUGGAUCAGAAGGAAUUUUCCCAGAAACAUUGCUAAUGCUGAAGAAUACUUGAUGGAUCAACAAAAUAUACAUUUUCUCAAAGAAAAUACUGCAUCCCGACCUUCAAUUAAAUAUAAUUGCAAUACUUUGUUUCUGUCACAUAAAAAUGGUUCUUUGAAAUUAUUUUUAGGCAUAGUGAUUUUUUUCCCCCUGUGUUGGAUUUUGUUUUACUUUUAUCUACAAUAGUUUAUUAAACUAAUCUUUUUUUGAAUGAGGAAUAUACAUCGUUUUUAAAUGUGUCACUUAAAAUUUCAUUGGCUAUCUGAUAAUAACUUUAUGAAAUAUAAAGCUAUUUUUUGUAAAUAGUAAUACUUAAAGAGAACAUUCCAAGUACCAAGCCUCGACUAUUUUUAAAAAGUCCAAGUUUGAUAUUUUAUCAUGUCAGUGUAAAUUAAUUGCAAAAUAUAAUUUAAUGUUUAUUUAAUCUAUUUCCUUUAAAUUAAUAAUUGAACUUGAUUUUUUGUAAAGUUUUAGUGAUAAAUUUUCAGAUGAUUUCAUAAUCAGUAUCUUCUGUCUUGUUUGUUGUAAUUUUGUAAUACCUCCCCAAAUUUUGUUUCUAGAUACAAAUAUUGUAAGUUCAGCCUGAAAUCUCUAGGGUUUGGGUAGUCAGAGUUGGUUUGAGACAGUUCUAUGGAUAAUUGGUUAAUUAUUCUGUGAGGCUUCUUUCACAAGUUUUAAGUAGUUGGAUGUCAGUAUGCAAUAGCUUUAUGAGUUAUUUCUCUAUUUUAUUUCAUGAAAUAUAUUGCUUCUUUAACUCCUACAAAUUGUCCUUAUUGUGAAUAGAAAGAAAAUACAGUAAUUGCUGUUUGUUGUCAUAUUAAUGUAAAAUCAGCUACAGAUCAAAAAGUAUUUCCUUGAAAGUUGCUAUUCUGAUUCUGGCUCCUAAACAAAAAUGCACCUGCUAUUUUUCCCCUGUUUGUAUUGUAUGACUUUUGCAAUAUGUACAUCAGCUCUGAUUUAUUUCCUGCUGCCUAUCAUGCAAGUAACAUUAUUAGUUAUCUAAUUUGGUUGAGUUCUUUUAUGAAGAUAUAUGAUCUUGGGACUGAUGAAGUCAUUUUGGGGACUGAUGAAGUCAUUUUUGAUACGCUUCUUUCAAUCAUUUGUAUGAUAUGGGUGGUCUGAUUAACUCAAAUACAGGUAGUCCUUGACUUAUAACAGUUCAUUUAGUGUCUGUUCAAAGUUACAACGGCACUG
Molecule: messenger RNA, 3896 nt
Organism: Pseudonaja textilis
Lineage: Eukaryota; Metazoa; Chordata; Lepidosauria; Squamata; Elapidae
Gene: E2F8
Product: E2F transcription factor 8
Biological process (GO): regulation of transcription by RNA polymerase II
Cellular component (GO): RNA polymerase II transcription regulator complex
Molecular function (GO): DNA-binding transcription factor activity, RNA polymerase II-specific; RNA polymerase II cis-regulatory region sequence-specific DNA binding
Source: RefSeq, a predicted model, not a curated record